Molecule: messenger RNA, 2544 nt
Organism: Toxotes jaculatrix (banded archerfish)
Lineage: Eukaryota; Metazoa; Chordata; Actinopteri; Toxotidae
Gene: parp3
Product: poly (ADP-ribose) polymerase family, member 3
Exons: 11
Coding region: 136-1725 (529 amino acids)
Cellular component (GO): site of double-strand break
Molecular function (GO): NAD+ poly-ADP-ribosyltransferase activity
Source: RefSeq, a predicted model, not a curated record
UGUAAACUUCCCGAAACCCGGAGUCAGUGUCAGGCUCUUGCACCAUCAGCAAAGAGACGCUGUGUUCGGGUGCGUCUUCCUCUGUUUCUCUCUCUCUCACCAUUUAAAGUUAAAAAGGUUUUCGUUGCAGGAGGCAUGGCACCAAAGAGACGGGCUGCAUCUGCUGCCAAGGCAGGCGGCAAGAAGGGCAAGAAGGAGCCUGAGACACCAAAGCCCAAGGAUGCCUUCACCUCUGCUAAAGAGGCCCUCCUGGCUGCAGGGCCACAGGUAAAAGGCAAGAAGAAGGUGGACGAGCAUUGCUCACUGUCAAGCUCUGGAGAGGUAUAUGAGGACUAUGACUGCAUGCUCAAUCAGACAAACAUCGGACAUAACAAUAAUAAGUUUUAUGUCAUUCAAGUUAUUGAAGCAAACAACAAAUACUAUUCAUGGAAUAGAUGGGGUAGAGUGGGGGAAGUGGGACAAUCCAAACUCAAUACGUUUGAUAAGCCUGAGGAUGCUAUCAAGGACUUUGAGAAGAAGUUUAAGGACAAGACAAAGAACAAAUGGAGUGAUCGGAUGACUUUUGUGGCCCACCCCGGGAAGUACACCCUAAUUGAGGUGGAUGGAGAGCAGGAUGCUGAGGUCAAGGUGGACAGUGUUGAUGGGAAGACUGCCAAAGUCACCAAAAAUAUCCUACCUUGCACCCUUAACAACGCAACAAAAGAUCUCAUCCAGCUCAUUUUCAGCAAUGACAUGUUCAAGGAGGCAAUGGAAUGUAUGAACUUAGACAUCAAGAAGAUGCCUUUGGGCAAACUCAGUAAGCUGCAGAUUGCAAAGGGCUUUGAAGUGUUGGAGGAAAUCGAGAAAGCCAUGAACCAAAAAAGUGGAAGAGCACGCCUGGAAGAACUUUCCUCGAAGUUCUUUACCACAGUCCCACACAACUUUGGCCGGAACAGACCGCCAACCAUCGACAACAAAGAGAUUGUGGAGAAGAAGAAAGAGAUGCUUAUGGUGCUGGCUGAUAUUGAGCUUGCCCAGACUCUGAAGUCAGAGACCGAGAAGGCUCAGGAAGAGAUGAUAGAAACAGUUCCUCAUCCUCUCGACCAAGACUACAAUUCUCUCAGAUGCAAGCUCACGCUUAUGGACAAGAAAACAGAAACAUUCAAGAUCAUAGAAAAAUACUUGAAAGUGACUUCAGGUACCUAUCGCAAACCAAAAAUUGUCAAUGUUUGGGAAGUCGAUCGAGAGUCAGAGGGAGAGCGCUUUAUGGAGAAUGAUAGUCUGGAGAACCGCCGUCUGCUGUGGCAUGGUACAAACAUAGCGGUGGUGGCAGCGAUCCUGAAGAGUGGUCUGAGGAUAAUGCCCCAUUCAGGUGGCCGUGUUGGUCGCGGGAUCUAUUUUGCGUCUGAGAACAGCAAGUCUGCAUGUUACGUGCGCACCUCUAAAAACACUGGAGUGAUGUUUCUGAGUGAGGUAGCCCUCGGCAAAGAACACACCAUCACCAAAGACAAUAGUUCCUUGAGGAAGGCUCCUGCAGGCUAUGACAGUGUGGUGGCACGAGGAACAGUGGAACCAGAUCCCACUGAGGACAUCUACAUCACUUUGGAUGGCAAGAAGGUUUCUGUGCCUCAGGGUAAGCCUGUAGAACAGCCCCAGUUCACAGACAGCCACUUUAGCAACAGUGAAUACCUCAUCUACAGAGAGAGCCAGUGUCGCCUUCGGUACCUGCUGGAGCUGAACAUGUAGCGCUACUACAGCUCAAGAAGCGAGGCCACUCCUUUAAAAGAGAAGCGCUCCUCAUUCUUUCUCUUUCAGGGGCUUUCUUAAAAUCUAAUGUGGUUAUUGUCUCUUUGUGUAGAUGUCACUAUCAUAAAUAUCAUAUACUCCUCGGUGCCUUAUAUUUUGCACAUUCUUUAUAACACACACUGAGAAACUGUAUUUACUUUACCAUUUACUUCACCAUUUACCAUUCUCCUGCUGGUAUCUUUUACCUGAGCCUGGUUUUUAAACAUUUAAAAGGCCUCUAAAUAUUUGGACGAUUUUGUUUUUGAAUUACUUGCACCUUAUUCUAUUUGGCAUCUCGGUUCUGGUUUGAGUAGCUGCUUAACUUUUACAAAUUGCAUUAUUUAAGCCAUGUGGAAAUUGAAGUAGAAACCUGGACGUCAGAAAGAAACAAUCUUGGAUCUUGUUGCAUGCUGUUGCAGGUAUAUAGACAUUUAUAAUAAUAAUAUAUGGUACAGUGGAAGUUAAAAUGACGAAGUUUAUAAACAAAAAUGUUUACAGGUGGAAGUAUGAAGUUUGGGGAUAAUGUCCAAGCACUGUUAGAAUUUUUUUUUGUUUGACUGUUAAGAAGGACUCUGAAUAUGCUUCUGUAGUGUAUAGUAAUAUAAUAUGUAAAUCAUGAAUACUUUGGGCACAUUUCUUGCCCAGCAGAUCUUCCAGCUAUAUAAUUGUGGUACGAGAUGUCACCAUAUGGUGUCAGUAGUGAGCAACUCCCUUUGGAAUGUAAUUGCUUUAGGCUUUACUUGAACCUCUUACAAGUUAAUAAACUAAAGUCCUCUCCAA